AUGAUUGGCAACUAUGGGUCUUUGAGUAUGACCUGCACCGAAUUGUUUGGCCAUGACUCUGUGCCGCCUGACCAGGCAAGUGCUUGCCUGCAAUCCAUGCUUGAGCGGCGCGAACUGACUAUUUUCCUUCUUGAUGCUAUGGCAAAUGCCAUGGAGGAACCAGAUCAGAUUGCUGCCAUCUUCGGGCCAUUCUUGAACCAGGCUUGCUUCCGCCUGAAAGGCCGGAACUUGGUGGAUCAGAAGCUGGAGGCUGGGAAGCGCAAGACCUUUCAGCCAAAUGACGACCGGAUAGACCCAGUGGAUCCAUCCUUAAAGCUGGUGAGGUCUGCCUCGGCCAGCUUGGCAAAGCUCACAGGGCAACCACGUGCAGUUGCACGGGCUGCGUUGGAUGCGCUCAAUGAGGAUGCAGACCAGGCCUGUCGCUUGCUGCUGAGUGGUCUAGCACUGGCUUUACUCGACAACUGCGAAGUGGAAGAACUGAAACCUGGGAUCUUUGCCUACCUCGCAGCUGACGGAGAGGAGAAGAGACCCAAAGUUCUAUCAGAAGGUGCCUUUGCGGGCUGCUUUCUCCUCCGCACUGACAAGAACCGUAAGGAACCUUUGCGCCUCUUUGCUUUGGAGCCGGUGGAUGUUUGCCUUCUGUCGCGGCCGAGUGACGAACAUCCGGAGGGCUGGGCCGAGUUAGAAUACACUGAAGCGCCGGAGGUUGAAGGCUUUGAGAAGGAUGGGAGGCUGCAACGCUUCUUCCACGUUGGUGUGCACCUACGCGGUAUGCAAGACGAAGCACGAGCUCUUGCCAUGAGUGCUGAUGCGAAGGCGCUGGAGACCUUCUCUAAGAGGACCAUGGGCGACUUGACCAUUCAAGACUCAGGCAACAUGUACACAUUGUAUGCCCACGAUGACAGCGUGAAAGAUGGGCUGACGCCCUUUCGAAGGUUGAAGGGCCGAGACUCGCAAAUAGCUUUCCCGCCGUAG
Molecule: messenger RNA, 975 nt
Organism: Durusdinium trenchii
Lineage: Eukaryota; Dinophyceae; Suessiales; Symbiodiniaceae
Source: the annotation of a GenBank genome assembly